CAGCGGAAAUAACUGUUGCGAUGAAACUGCUGAAUGAGGGUGCGCUUACCUCACCAGAGUCGCAACAACAGCAGCAACUUCCGUCGAUUGGUGUGAUGCAGCAGAUGUUUAAAAGUAUAUCAUCCUUAUCAGAGAUGCACCAUCCGCAGCAGCUUCCACAGCAGCAAAACUCGCAGCAACAAGCAGCAGUCGCAGCAGAAGUCGCAUCCGCUGCCAAAGCCGCAGCAAACGCCACAACCGCAGCCAAAGCCAAAGCCAAAGCCGCAGCCAUAGCCAAAUCCAAAGCCAAAGCCAAAGCCAGAACCACAGCAGAAGCCAAAGCCGCAACCGCAGCCAGAACCUCAGCAGAAGCGAAAGCAGCAGUCGCAGCCAAAGCCGCAGCAGAAGCCAAAGCAGCAGAAGCCGCAACCACAGCCAAUGCCGCAGCAGAAGCCAAAGCAGCAGAAGCCGCAACCACAGCCAAUGCCGCAGCAGAAGCCAAAGCAGCAGUCGCAGCCAAAGCCACAGCAGAAGCCAAAGCAUCAGAAGCCAAAGCAGUAGAAGCCGCAUCCGCAGCCAAAGUCGCAGCCACAGCACCAGCUAGGAAGGCUGCGAAAACCGAACGUUCGUCCUCAUCAAGCGGUCGCAAUCGCUCGUCUUCGAAAAGCGAUCGCAAUCACUCGUCAUCAAAAAGCGAUCGCCAUCACUCGUCAUCAAAAAAAAGCGAUCGCCAUCGGUCAUCUUCGAGAAACGAGCGCCAUCGCUCAUCUUCGAGAAACGACCGCACUUCUGUACCGAGCGAUCACCACACAAGUACGGCAAGCACGAGGGCUGAUUGCCAAGCGUUGAAUACAUCUGUUUGCGCUGUUGAGCAUUUACAGCCUCCUCUACGAUCCGUAAUAGCAUCGAAGGGGAUUAGGCUAUCACAAUCUUCAAGGGCGAGAUCAAGCUCGCGUUCAAGCUCAAGCUCGAGUACAGGCUCAAGCUCGAGUUCAGGCUCAAGCUCGAGUUCAGGCUCAAGCUCGAGUUCAGGCUCAAGCUCGAGUUCUCGCUCGAGCACUAGCUCGGGAUCCAGGUCGGGAUGUGGCUCUGACAAAAGUUCAAGAAAGAGGAAAUCUGAUGAUGAAGCAAUCAAUGGUAUAGGUGGUAAAAGGAUGACAUUCACAUCAUCUCAAGAGAGCGAAAAAUCAGCAGCAAAGAAGGAACGGAGAAAACUUUCCUUGUCUUUAAAAAAGACUGAUUUACCACCACCAUCUCCGCGACAGCAGCCAUCAACACAGCCUCUCUAUCAUGCAGAUCAGCUGAUGCCACUUCAGCAUCAAGCAGAUCAACCGAUGCCACUUCAGCAUCAACAAGAACAGCAAAUGGCACUACAGCAACGAGCACGACCGCGUAUAUUGCAAGACGAAAUGCUCAACGAUCCGCUUAUCGUGUUCGAUAAGAAAGCAAAUAUGCGAAAAAUCUGAAUGAUAUUUUUCAAUAAAUUUUUUGUAAUAAAUUUUUGAUAUGAUAAAUGUAAAAAAAUAAAAAUAAAUAAACAUAAUUUUCCACUAAUAUUUUGUGUUUCCUGCUUGACUAAACAUUAUUCCUUUUAGAAAUUUAUAUUAUAACGCAUGUUUACUGUCGUUGAUCGCGCGUUACAACCAGGGCCAGAAGGGUCCUGUUUAUUAUAAUUAGAAACGUCGGACAUGCAGAAGGCAUGGCUCAGCCGACUCACGCGGGCACGGAUUUACCUAUGCCAUCUGACACAUUGUCACGUCUUGACAGCGGCGUGCGAGUAGGUGGCAACAAC
This is a messenger RNA of Nasonia vitripennis (jewel wasp), 1771 nucleotides long. RefSeq lists its product as uncharacterized. Lineage: Eukaryota; Metazoa; Arthropoda; Insecta; Hymenoptera; Pteromalidae. Bases 21 to 1445 code for a protein of 474 amino acids. The transcript is spliced from 3 exons. The record is from RefSeq and is a predicted model, not a curated record.